Messenger RNA from Pungitius pungitius (ninespine stickleback), 2671 nucleotides. It is a transcript of the gene eomesb, whose product is annotated as eomesodermin homolog b. The record is from RefSeq and is a predicted model, not a curated record. The transcript is spliced from 7 exons. NCBI's taxonomy places the organism in Eukaryota, Metazoa, Chordata, Actinopteri, Perciformes, Gasterosteidae. Gene Ontology annotation, molecular function: DNA-binding transcription factor activity, RNA polymerase II-specific; RNA polymerase II cis-regulatory region sequence-specific DNA binding. Bases 322 to 2136 code for a protein of 604 amino acids. Gene Ontology annotation, biological process: CD8-positive, alpha-beta T cell differentiation involved in immune response; mesoderm formation; regulation of transcription by RNA polymerase II. Gene Ontology annotation, cellular component: nucleus.
CACGCGGAGGGAGCUGCGACUGAUACGCUGUGAUCGGUCCACCUCCACAUGGCGCAGGCUUUACCUUUUCACUCACUCCUCAAGCCCAAACACAACAUGAUGUCCUGCACUGGCGUGGACUCAGCUGCGCCGCUCAUUUUGCGCACUGAAGUUUUGAUUUAGCUGAAAUUAGUCUGGCGUCUCGAACUUGAUUGGACAGGAGGGACAUUCGCUAGAUCACUGCAGGGUUUUUUUCUUCUUCUCAGAAGACACCUGGAAGAAAAACCGGUUUUAGUGAUUCCCGGGAAAAGAGACAUCUGGGACCAGAGACGAGGAGCAGCCAUGCUGGGCGGUGAAGGGGAAAGCAGCACCUUCACUCCCGCGAAGGAAGUAGCGCAAGACCGGCGCAAGUCUCCGGCUGUGGACGGGGACGAGUCCGCUGCUGGCGGCAGGUACCCGGAGCACGCGAUGGGGGCAGACCGCUCCUACUACAUCCCGGCCAAGCAGAGCCCGGACACCCCGAGCCACUGCUCUUUCAUCCCCUACACGCCGAGCGGGACGGUUUACGCCGCGUCCGGCGCCGGCAGGUACCCUUCUUCUCUCCACCUGGGCUCCGUGUUGCCCCCCGCGGGGUUUGCCCCCUCCGCUGCGGGACGAAGUCACUUCAGCCCGGCGUACCAGCUCGGCCAGAGCCCCGGGUGCAUCUACCCGGCCUACAGCAGCUCGGGCUCGGCUCUCGGCAACAUCGCUGUGCCCGCGGCGGGCCCGGGGAUGAAGGCCCAGGUGUACCUCUGCAACCGGCCGCUGUGGCUCAAGUUCCACCGGCACCAGACCGAGAUGAUAAUCACCAAGCAGGGCAGGCGGAUGUUCCCGUUCCUCAGUUUUAACAUAGCUGGCCUCAACCUAACGGCGCAUUACAACGUCUUCGUGGAGGUGGUGCUGGCGGAUCCGAACCACUGGAGGUUCCAAGGUGGCAAGUGGGUCACCUGCGGCAAGGCGGACAACAGCGGCCAAGGUAGUGAAACAGGAAACAAAGUCUACAUCCACCCAGAGUCUCCAAACACGGGAGCCCACUGGAUGAGACAAGAGAUUUCUUUUAGCAAACUGAAACUCACGAACAACAAAGGGACCAAUCACAACACUUCACAGAUGAUUGUCCUGCAAUCGCUGCACAAGUAUCAGCCCAGGCUGCACAUCGUGGAGGUGACGGAGGAUGGGGGGGAGGACAUCAGCACUGAGGUCAAGACUCAGAGCUUCACCUUUCCGGAGAACCAGUUCAUAGCUGUGACGGCAUACCAGAACACUGAUAUUACACAACUGAAAAUUGACCACAACCCGUUUGCCAAAGGAUUCAGAGAUAAUUAUGACUCCAUGUACACAGCUCAGGAAAAUGACCGCCUGACACCAUCUCCGACCGACUCGCCCCGUGCCCACCAGAUUGUCCCUGGGGCCCGCUACACCAUGCAGCCCCUCUUCCAGGACCAAUUUGUUAACAACCUCCCCCAGAAUCGCUUCUAUAACAGCGAGAGAGCCGUGCCGCAGACCAACAGCCUCCUCUCGCCUCAGACGGAAGACGGAACGUCUCAGAGGUGGUUUGUCACCUCCAUGCAGCAAGGGGGAAACGGCACUAGCGCCAGCAACAAACUAGACCUGACCCCCUACGAGGGAGAAAACUCAAGCUCCCUGCUUCCUUAUGGAAUCAAAUCCCUGUCCAUGCAAACAUCCCACGCUCUCAGCUACUACCCGGACUCGCCUUUCACCACCAUGUCUGCGGGGUGGGGGUCCAGGGCAGCUUACCAGAGAAAGGUCUCUCCCAGCCUGCCUUGGUCCCCCAGGCCCAGUCCCACCACUGGUUUCCCAGAAGACUCAAACAAAGUGAAAGUGCAGAUUGAAGAGGAGGUGAACGGCGGCGGAAGUCUGGUCUCCUCCUGGGCAGACACGCAGUCGUCGGCUCUGUCCUUAGACAAGGCUGAUUCUUAUUCCACAGCCUGUAAGCGAAGGCGUCUGUCACUCAAUGGUCCCAGCGCAGAGGACUCAUCCUCUGACAUUAAGUGCGAGGACUUGGCCUCUGUUGCCAUCAACAGUAGCUCCUAUGGCAAAGAAGGCCCCUCAGCCAAAGGCAUGGCAGCUUACUAUUCCUUUUACGCAAACCCGUGAAUGGUUCGUCAUCUCUCAUUUUGUUUAUUCAUCAUCAGUGAUAAGAACUCAUAUUUUACUGUUUUUUAGGGUUAAUGCGAACACCCAUAAUUGGUCUUGGUGUCAAUAAAUCUGGUGAUGACAUAUUUUUUUCCGUUUUUGUUCACACAGGAAAUAAAGGACAGAAAUAAUACAACAAUUGUGCAACCAAGGGGCAUGUGGCACAACAUGCGUCAGCAUCCACGGUUAUUGUUUUAUUACCGAUUUUUUCUAUUUCAGUUCGUCCAUUCUCUUUUUUUCUCCACCCCAUUAUGUAACUUUGUAUUUGAAGCUAUGAAAGUGCAAAAGCAUUGCUUAAGGUACGCCGUUAAAAAAGAACAGGGUCUGUAUGUUUUUGUGUCCAUCCAUUAGUCUAUCUGCGUCUUAAGUGAGGUUAUGUGUUUAUAGAUUAUUUAUGGAAAGCCUGUUGAUAUGAAAUUUGUGCACUCAUAAACGUGUUGAAGAUAUGCUGUAAAUACCAUCAUUGCAAUGUUCAGAUAUUUGAUAAUAAAAGGCU